AUGACAGCCUCCGUGCUCCUCCACCCCCGCUGGAUCGAGCCCACCGUCAUGUUUCUCUACGACAACGGCGGUGGCUUGGUGGCCGACGAACUCAACAAGAACAUGGAAGGGGCGGCGGCGGCGGCGGCAGCGGCGGCGGCGGCGGCGGCGGCCGGGGCCGGGGGCGGGGGCUUCCCCCACCCGGCGGCUGCGGCCGCGGGGGGCAACUUCUCGGUGGCAGCGGCGGCCGCAGCGGCCGCGGCGGCCGCAGCUAACCAGUGCCGCAACCUGAUGGCGCAUCCGGCGCCCCUGGCGCCCGGCGCCGCGGCCGCCUACAACACCGCGGCCGGGGAGGCGCCCCCGUCGGCCGCCGCCGCUGCCGCUGCCGCCGCUGCCGCCGCCGCCGCCGCCGCGGCUGCGUCGUCCUCGGGAGGGCCCGGCCCCGCGGGCCCAGCGGGCGCCGAGGCCGCCAAGCAGUGCAGUCCCUGCUCGGCGGCGGCGCAGAGCUCGUCGGGGCCCGCGGCGCUGCCCUACGGCUAUUUCGGCAGCGGCUACUACCCGUGCGCCCGCAUGGGCCCGCACCCCAACGCCAUCAAGUCGUGCGCGCAGCCCGCCUCGGCCGCCGCCGCUGCGGCCGCCUUCGCUGACAAAUACAUGGAUACCGCCGGCCCCGCGGCGGAUGAGUUCAGCUCCCGCGCUAAGGAGUUCGCCUUCUACCACCAAGGCUACGCGCCCGGGCCUUACCACCACCAUCAGCCCGUGCCUGGCUACCUGGAUAUGCCGGUGGUGCCCGGCCUGGGGGGCCCCGGCGAGUCGCGCCACGAGCCCCUGGGUCUUCCCAUGGAAAGCUACCAGCCCUGGGCGCUGCCCAACGGCUGGAACGGCCAAAUGUACUGCCCCAAAGAGCAGGCGCAGCCUCCCCAUCUCUGGAAGUCCACUCUGCCCGACGUGGUCUCUCAUCCCUCAGAUGCCAGCUCCUACAGGCGGGGGAGAAAGAAGCGCGUCCCCUACACCAAGGUGCAAUUAAAAGAACUGGAACGGGAAUAUGCUACAAACAAAUUCAUUACCAAGGACAAACGGAGGCGGAUAUCAGCCACAACAAAUCUCUCUGAGCGGCAGGUUACAAUCUGGUUCCAGAACCGGAGAGUCAAAGAGAAAAAAGUCAUCAACAAACUGAAGACCACUAGUUAA
Enhydra lutris kenyoni (northern sea otter) is the source of this 1170-nucleotide messenger RNA. Its product is annotated as homeobox A13. Lineage: Eukaryota; Metazoa; Chordata; Mammalia; Carnivora; Mustelidae. The coding region runs from base 1 to 1170 and encodes 389 amino acids. The transcript is spliced from 3 exons. The record is from RefSeq and is a predicted model, not a curated record. Gene Ontology annotation, biological process: regulation of transcription by RNA polymerase II. Gene Ontology annotation, molecular function: DNA-binding transcription factor activity, RNA polymerase II-specific; RNA polymerase II cis-regulatory region sequence-specific DNA binding.